CAAAGACCAAACUACUGGCUGGAUGAAACAACUUCCUGGUACAUGUAGUUGGGUGUUGUUAUGAUGAUAGGACCACACUUUCUUGCUCAUUUUGAAUGAAUGUUAAUUGUCUGGAUGUAUCCAGCUGAGGGGCCUACUGUAUCCUGGAAAAAGUUCUUGCAGAUAGAAAUGGUGGACAACAUCCAGCUUCUUUGUGAUCCAAGCAACAAAGAAAAUCAUCUGUAAAAAGAGCAAAGAAGUUUGGAAACACCCAACAUGGCCGACAGUCAGCAAGGCGUUGGCAGCGGGCGUGCCCGUGGUCGGGGGCGAGGCCGCGGCCGUGGGCGGGCCUCUGCAGGGCAGCAGCAGGGCCAGCCCCGGAGGCCUGGGGAGACAGCGCCUGCCACGCCCAUGCCUAGUGGUGAUGCUGAAGCCAUGCCUGCCCCAGGGAGGGGCAGAACCAGGGGAGGGGCUUCCCAGGUCCCUGGAUCAGGAGCUGCUAUAAGCAUGGAGCAAAGAGCGGCCAUGGCCGAGAGUUACCAUCCUCAUGCCCCGAGACCAAUGCCAGCUGAAGCGCCCCCUACAGCUCAGAUGGCAGCGUUGAGCAUGGGCGGGGCCCAGGGUGCUGAGGGAGGGGGAGUCAGUGGCCGCGGCAGACAGACAGAGCUCCGCUACGGAGAACAAAAAGCACCCAGACCCAUUGAUAAGAGAGGCAAGAAAGGAAAGCCGGUGGAGGUCUUGACCAACUGUUUCCGCAUGAAGGCUGCUGAUCAGUGGCUUCUGCACCAGUACAGCGUGGACUUCAGCCCCGUUGUGGACAACCCUAGGGCACGUCAUGCCCUGCUACGGGCUCACUCUGAGAUCCUAGGCACCCCCAUGGCCUUUGAUGGGAUGAUGUUGUUCCUGCUUCGAAGGCUUGAUGAGCCGGUGACCAGGUUUCAAACCAAACGCCGUGACUCUGAUGACAUCAUCACCAUUACUGUGACUCUCAAGAAUGCGCUGCCUCCUACUUCACCAACCUGCAUGCAGGUUUACAACAUCAUCUUCCGCAAGAUCCUUGGAUUGGUUGGCUUUGAGCAGAUUGGCCGGAACUAUUUCAACCCCAACGCCAAAAGGGAAAUCCAGCAACACAAGAUCCAGCUCCUGCCCGGUUUCAUCACCUCCAUCUUGCAGUAUGAGCAGGAGGUGCUCCUGAUGGCGGACGUCUCUCACAAGAUCCUGAGGACGGAGACAGUCUUGGACAUGCUGGCUGAGAUUCAGCAGACCAAGGGAGCAGGCUGGAGGGAUGUGGCCAAGAGAGUACUGGCAGGAGAAAUUGUCCUGACCAAGUACAACAACAAGACCUACCGAGUGGACGACAUCGACUUUAAUAUCAAUCCCAUGAACACAUUCGACAAGUUGGACGGCACUAAAAUAACCUACGCCCAGUACUACCGGGAUGCGUACGGGUUAAAUAUCAGUGAUCUAGGACAGCCACUGCUGGUCAGCAAUCCAAAGAAAAGGGAUCAGCGCCGGGGAAUGAUUGAUCACAUCCACCUGAUCCCUGAGCUGUGUACCCUGACGGGGCUCAGCGAAGCUAUGCGCAGUGAUUUCCACGUCAUGAAGGACCUGUCUGUGUACACUCGCAUCACGCCCAACGUCCGCAUGAAAGAGCUGACCAACUUCAUCGGUAGCUUUCCCAGGAAUCAAGAGGCGAAUACUUACCUGCAAAAGUGGCAGGUGAGCUUUGAAGCUCAGCCAGUCAGGAUCAACGCUCGCAUCAUGGAUCGGGAGAAAAUCCUCACCGGUCACCAGGGAAAGAAUGAGAUUUCCUUGGGGGAGAAUGCAGAGUGGAGCAGAGAUCUGCGGAAGGAUCUGCUGAGCUGUAUUGGUCUGCACAACUGGCUGCUGAUCUACACAGCGCGUGAUAGCAAGAACGCCAUGGAAUUCCUGAACGCCUUCAACACAGUGGCACCGCGUUUGGGAAUGGAAACCAGACCACCCUUAAUAUGUGAGCUACGUGAUGACCGCACUGAAAGCUUUAUCCGUGCCAUCCGACAGAACUUGAGUCCCCAGACACAGAUGGUUGUGUGUAUCCUACCAACUAUUCGUAAGGAUCGCUACGACGCCAUCAAGAAGUUCUGCUGUCUAGAGGCACCGGUACCCAGCCAGUGCAUUGUGGGUCGCACUAUCAACAAGAAACAGACCGUCAUGUCCGUAGCUACCAAGAUUGCUAUGCAAAUCAACUGCAAGAUGGGGGGAGAGUUGUGGACAGUUUUAAUUCCAUCCAAAAUGUUGAUGAUGGUGGUAGGAAUCGACUCUUAUCACGACUCCGCCACUAGAGGGCGCUCUGUCGGUGGCUUUGUCGCUUCCAUGAAUCAUGACCUUAGCAGGUACUUUUCACGAUGUACAUUCCAGCACACAGGACAGGAGCUCAUUGAUGGUCUCAAAGUCUGCAUGACAAGUGCAUUGAGGAAGUUUAAAGAAAUCAACGGUAAGUUGCCCGAGAGAGUCAUCAUCUAUCGCGAUGGCGUCGGCGAUGGGCAACUGCCGGCUGUGGUGGAGUAUGAACUACCACAAGUGAUUGAUACCUUCAGAAUGAUAGGAACAGACUAUAGCCCUAAGUGCGCUGUGGUCGUCGUUAAGAAGCGAAUCAACAAUAGAUUUUGCUCCUUGAAUCAAGGAAAUCUCGUGAACCCAUCCCCAGGAACGGUGAUCGACUCGGUGGUCACCAAACCAGACUUAUACGACUUCUUCCUUGUCAGUCAGUCUGUACGCCAGGGCACGGUCACUCCAACCAGUUACAAUGUGAUCUGGGACAACUCGGGUCUGGCACCAGACAGCAUGCAAAGCCUGACCUACAAGCUCACCCAUCUGUACUUCAAUUGGCCGGGAACCAUUCGUGUACCGGCCCCCUGCCUCUACGCUCACAAGCUGUCUUUCCUUGUUGGCCAAAGCCUGCACAAAGAGCCGCGGAUUGAGUUGGCUGACCGGCUGUUCUUCCUAUAGGCAGUAAGACCAGGGGUAAUAUGUAAACAAUUGCUUAUACAUGUAUAUCUUAUCUUUACAUGUAUAUCUUUGUCAGUGGGACUGACUGUUUUCUGCCGACAUCCGCGAAUGUUAACAACAAAGGCAUACGGUCUUCCUAUGUCGUAUUAUCAGAAAUUAAACUUUCAUGCUGUAACGCUAAAGCUCCAUGUUGGAGAUAUCAUCACUGUUUUGCUCACAGAAAAAUUUGGAAAUUAGCAUAAAGAAAGUGACUGGAAAGAUUCAAAAUAAUGUAAAUGGGGCACAAAACAGCAAUUAAUGAUUACUUACAUCUCUUUCAGUUUGUCAGGUGUAAAAAACCUGAAAACGACUUCUUAAUGAGGGUUUUGAGGUCACAAGAAGUUAGGUCAUUCCAUGGGUUGGAUGGUCACCAUCUCAGAUUUUACUUUUAACAUUCUUCCAUAAGAUCCAAUUGUUGCGAUCUUCCAUAAGAUCCAGUUGUGGCGAUUUUUCAUAAGAUCCAAUUGUUGCGAUCUUUCAUAAUAUCCAAUUGUUGCGAUCUUCCAUACGAUCCAAUUGUUACGAUCUUCCAUACGAUCCAAUUGUUGCGAUCUUCCAUAAGAUCCAAUUGUUGCGAUCUUCCAUACGAUCCAAUUGUUGCAAUAUUCCAAUUGUUGCAAGUUCAAAAGAAAAGUUAAUUAAGAAUUUUGUUGUUUUAGAAUUGUGAACUUGCACAAAAUGUAGGCUUGUAGAUAUUAGGUGAAAUUUUUAAACGUGAUUUACUUUAAGUUGCACAAGUUUAAAAAACAACACAAUUUUCUGAGGUUUCUACAAGUCUUUUCGAAGUAUAUAGCAGUUACAA
This is a messenger RNA of Patiria miniata (bat star), 3808 nucleotides long. RefSeq names its product piwi-like protein 1. The record is from RefSeq and is a predicted model, not a curated record. Bases 256 to 2967 code for a protein of 903 amino acids. The transcript has 20 exons. Gene Ontology annotation, molecular function: protein binding; piRNA binding. Lineage: Eukaryota; Metazoa; Echinodermata; Asteroidea; Valvatida; Asterinidae. Gene Ontology annotation, cellular component: P granule. Gene Ontology annotation, biological process: regulatory ncRNA-mediated gene silencing.